GGGUAGAACUGCGUGGCUGCGUGGCGUCCCAGUUCAAAAGGAUUAGAGCCACGUCCAGGAUCUUUCCACUUCUCUGAAGCCUUGCCAGAGAAGAAAGAGACAUCAGAGAAAUCCAAGGAGAAGGAGGAGAAAAAGUGACUGAGUGGAAAAAGUGUGAAAAAAAGAGGGGGAAGAAGAUGAGAGAGAGAGAGGACGAAGAGGACGAAGAGCCGGGUCCCUCUACCCAGUCCACGCCAAGCAAGAAGAAACCAUGUGAUGCCUUGCCAGAGCAGAAAGAGACAUCAGAGGAAUCCAAGGAGAAGGAGGAGAAAAAGAAGACUGAGUGGAAAAAGUGUGAAAAAAAGAGGGGGAAGAAGAUGAGAGAGAGAGAGGAGGAAGAGGACGAAGAGCCGGGUCCCUCUACCCAGUCCACGCCAAGCAAGAAGAAACCAUGUGAUGACAAAGAAGAAGAAGAAGAGGAAGAGGAAGAAGAAGACGAGGAAGAAGAAAAAGACGAGGAAGAAUGCUUUACAGUUUCAGACACAGAAGAAGAAGAAGAAGAAGAAGAAGAAGAGGAAGAGGAAGAAGAAGACGAGGAAGAAGAAGAAGACGAGGAAGAAUGUUUUACAGAUUCAGACACAGAAGAAGACGAAGAGGAGGAGGAGGAGGAGGAGGAGGAAGAAAAUGAUGAGGAAGAACCAGAGAAAAGUGGCCAAGCGGCACUUGGUAAUGGAGACAUGUCAGAAUUUCCUGAUCCUUGUUUGUCUGUCACCUGUGGAUCAGCAACUGGGACUCUACAGAAAGAUCGUUUUGCAUCAGGGACCUCUGGGAAAUGCAUACGGACGGCCAGCAGAUGGCUGACCCCCGUCGAGUUCGCCAAGGAGGACCAGGAGCUCAGUUCCAGCUCCUGGAAAAGAAGUAUCCUGUGCCAAGGAGAACCGCUCAGUGACCUCAUCGAGAGGAAGGUUUUGGAGUGCCACUCGCUCCUGUGUCCGUGCAGAAUUUGCAGCAAGGAAGAGAAGGACCUGGAGGAGCAGAGGAACGAUGAUGACUGCUCUGUCUGUGGGAGGCGGGGGGUGUUGCUCUGCUGUGACCGCUGCCCCCGUGCCUUCCACACAGAAUGCCACCCUCUCGCCGUGGAGGAGAGACUGCUGGGGGGAGAGUGGCUGUGUACCUACUGUAUACUGUAUACUCAGUUCCAGGACCGCAGUAUUGCAUGUGAACGCUCUCUCAGACAGCCUCUAGACUGUCGCACCUCAGACUCCAUGCUGAAAGUGAUCAGGAUGGAGAGUGAACAGCUGAGGGAGAGGGGUGUGUACCAGGUACUGGAUUGGCAGGAGACUGAGAAGCCCCAUUGCAUCAGUAUGGCUACCCCCCUGAUUGCCUUGCCAGAGAAUAAAGAGAAGUCAGAGGAAUCCAAGGAGAAGGAGGAGAAAAAGAAGACUGAGGGGAAAAAGUUUGAAAAAAAGAGGGUGAAGAAGAUGAGUGAGGAAGAGGACGAAGAGCCGGGUCCCUCUACCCAGUCCACGCCAAGCAAGAAGAAGAAGCCAGAGAAACCAUGUGAUGGUUCUCCCAUCAGACAGGGGGAGAAGGAGCCGAUCUUCAGGACACAGCUUCCUGUCACCUGCGGCGAUAAGGAGGGUAUCCUUUACAGAAACAAGCUGGCCAAGGGAGAGCUGUGUAUCCUGGCCGAGGGGUUCUGGUUUGCCCCCCAGGCCUUCGAAGAUUUUGGGGGGAAGAAGAGUUCAAAAAAAUGGAAGGAGAGCAUUCGCUGCCAGAACACCCCCCUGCAGAAACUGAUCCAGGAGGGUCAUUUGGAAGCCCCGAGCAUUCCAUGCAGAGAGAGAAGGAAGAGGUCAUCACGUACCAGGCCAUCUGAGGACAAGAUCUCUGACGAAGAAGAACCAGAGAAAAUGGAUAAUGGAGACAUGUCAGAAUUUCCUGGUCCUUGUUUGUCUGUCACCUGUGGAUCAGCAACUGGGAUUCUACAGAAAGGUCGUUUUGCAUCAGGGACCUCUGGGAAAUGCAUACGGACGGCCAGCAGAUGGCUGACCCCCGUCGAGUUCGCCAAGGAGGACCAGGAGCUCACUUCCAGCUCCUGGGAAAGAAGUAUCCUGUGCCAAGGAGUACCGCUCAGUGACCUCAUCAAGAGGAAGGUUUUGGAGUGCCACUCGCCCCUGUGUCCGUGCAAAAAUUGCAGCAAGGAAGAGAAGGACCUGGAGGAGCAGAGGAACGAUGAUGACUGCUCUGUCUGUGGGAGGCGGGGGGUGUUGCUCUGCUGUGACCGCUGCCCCCGUGCCUUCCACACAGAAUGCCACCUGCCCGCCGUGGAGGAGAGACUGCUGGGGGGAGAGUGGCUGUGUACCUACUGUGUACUGACUUUCAACCAGGACCGCAGUAUCACGCGUGAACGCUCUCUCGAACAGGCUCUAGACUGUCGCACCUCAGACUUCAUGCUGCAAUGCCACUAUCUCCUCCUGCUGCUCUCCCGCUGGUAUCACGUCUUCUCCUGCGACCCCAGAGACACGGUGCCACGCGACAGGGACUUCAUUCAGAAGUCAGGACCAGCCCGCAGAAGGCUGAAGAUGGUAGCAGAGAAGCUGCGGGCGGGGCAGUACUCCACUGUAGGCCAGUUCGAAUCUGACAUCCAACCCAUCUUUAAUAACGCUGCCACAUUCAACAGGGAAAAUGAAGUUGGACCGGUGGGUGCAAGACUCAAGCAGUUAUUUGAGACUGAAUUUCAGCAGGUCUUCAGUGUGAAAAACAACUCGGAUGCAUCAUCAGGCGGUCCUCACAAUGUCUAACGAAGUGUGUUUAACAGGCCAAAUCGGUCCUCCUACUUUCAUAAAAUGCCAUAUAUCUCAGAACUUUCAGUACACAGGUGUCAAACUAAUACAUGUGCUUUUCAUUUGAAACGUUAAUAAUUGAUUUGAUCAAUAUUAACAAAUUACUCGGUAUGCAACAUAAAGCCACUAUUAGCAAUUCAUAAACUGGUGUUUUUAAAGAGCUGUUUUAAAUAUUAUGCGGUGUUUGAACACAAAAUGAUACAUUUCGUUUUCAGAAUAAUGUAAGUAAAAAAAGUAUGCUUGUGAAAUUUGAAAACGGGUUUUCUGUUGCUUGAUAUCAGCCGAAUGCUUAUAGUGAAUGCAUGCUCACAAAACGCCAGUGCUAUUAAAUUGUUUAAGUAAACUUUUCAUAGUUUUUUUUCAGAACGUAGGAAAACAAUGUAUUCUAUUAGCGCAACUCAUAAAUAAACAAAAAUGCUGUAUUCUGUAAGAGAACCCGCUUUGUAAAUAAACGAUCAAAACGCC
Conger conger (European conger) is the source of this 3290-nucleotide messenger RNA. Its product is annotated as sp110 nuclear body protein-like. The record is from RefSeq and is a predicted model, not a curated record. Gene Ontology annotation, cellular component: nucleus. Gene Ontology annotation, biological process: regulation of transcription by RNA polymerase II. NCBI's taxonomy places the organism in Eukaryota, Metazoa, Chordata, Actinopteri, Anguilliformes, Congridae. The transcript is spliced from 22 exons. Gene Ontology annotation, molecular function: DNA-binding transcription factor activity, RNA polymerase II-specific; DNA binding; protein binding. Bases 177 to 2783 code for a protein of 868 amino acids.